UACACAGCGAGUCCUCCAAUUUGGGCUCAAGUUUCUUACUACCUUGCUGGGGUUGGAUCUCUGAGGUGAAGAAAUGCUGUCAUUCAGGGAUGUGGCCAUUGAUUUCUCUGCAGAAGAGAGGGAAUGCCUGGAGCCUGCCCAGUGGAAUCUGUACAGGGAUGUGAUGUUGGAGAAUUACAGCCACCUUGUGUUCGUGGGCCUGUCUUUCUCCAAGCCAUUAUUGGUCAGAUUUCUGGAGAAAAACCAAGAGCUUUGGAAUGUGCAGAGAAAAGCAGCAGCUGCACCCCAAGCAGGACAAAAGCCUUACAAAUGUAAAGACUGUGGCAAAGCCUUUGCUAAGAGCUCGGUCCUUACUCAUCACCUGAGAACCCACACUGGAGAGAAACCCUACAGGUGUGACAUAUGUGGCAAGGCCUUUUCUCAGCGCUUCGUACUUCAUAACCACCAGAAAAUUCACACCGGAGAGAAACCUUACAAAUGUGAAGUGUGUGGCAAGGCCUUUUCUCAGCGCUUCGUACUUCAUAACCACCAGAAAAUUCACACCGGAGAGAAACCUUACAAAUGUGAAGUGUGUGGCAAGGCCUUUUCUACGCGCUCCACACUUAUUAACCACCACAAUAUUCACACUGGAGAGAAACCUUACAAAUGUGAAGUGUGUGGCAAGGCCUUUUCUACACCCUCCUCAAGGACUAACCACCAGAAAAUUCAUACCUAUGGAAUGAAACCCUAUGAGUGUGACGUAUGUGGCAAAAAGUUUUCUAGUCCUGCAGACUUAACAAAACACCAAAGAGUUCAUACUGGAGAGAAACCAUACAACUGUGAAGAGUGUAAAAAACCCUUUAGCGAUCUUUCAACCCUUAGUAAACACAAAGUAGUUCACACUGGAGAGAAACCCUACACCUGUGAGAAAUGUGGCAAAGCUUAUAGCAGGAAUCAUCACCUUAGUCGACACAAGAAAGCUCAUACUGGACAGAAGUCCUACAAGUGCAAAGAAUGUGGCAAAAUGUUUUACUAUUCUUCAGGCCUUAAAAGACAUCAGAGAAUUCAUUCUGAGGAGAGGCCCUAUGAGUGUGAGGAAUGUGGCAAAGCCUUUCCCAGUCCUUCAGACGUCACUCAACAUGCACGAACCCAUAAGAGAAUGAAGCAAUAUACCUGUGACAAUUGUGGCGAGUGCUUUACUAUUCAGACAACAGUUUCUAACCUCCGGAAAAUUCGUCUGGAGGGAAAACCAUCUGAAUGUGAGAGAUGUCGAAAGGCCUUUUAAAGGUUCUUCAUAACUUAAAACACACAAGAGUGUUCAAACAGCUAGCCUGCACAUGGGGAGGACGUGGCAGAUGUUUUAUGUAUUAUUCAGCUGUUGGUCAACCACAAACAAUUCACACCUGAGAGAAACCCUACACAUGUGCAGAAAAAGACCAGGGCAUAUCAAUCCCUCAUGUCUAUAUAAGCAUUGGAGAAUCCAUCUGAUGGGGAAGCCUUCAAGAGCAGUCAGUGUGACAAGUCCUUUACCUGUUCUUCACACCGUAAGUAUCCUAGAGACAUCAUACUACAGAGACACUCCACGUACAAACACUGCCUAAGCCUUGAAUUCA
Molecule: messenger RNA, 1592 nt
Organism: Arvicanthis niloticus (Nile rat)
Lineage: Eukaryota; Metazoa; Chordata; Mammalia; Rodentia; Muridae
Biological process (GO): regulation of transcription by RNA polymerase II
Molecular function (GO): RNA polymerase II cis-regulatory region sequence-specific DNA binding; DNA-binding transcription factor activity, RNA polymerase II-specific
Source: RefSeq, a predicted model, not a curated record